This is a messenger RNA of Porites lobata, 1146 nucleotides long. The record is from the annotation of a GenBank genome assembly. Lineage: Eukaryota; Metazoa; Cnidaria; Anthozoa; Scleractinia; Poritidae.
AUGGCCAUAUGCAGGUUUCCUGUCUGGCUGCCUGGAGUGGGUGAAGAAAUGUUACAAAUUAGAGCAACAUCAGAUAACAUCAUCAGUCAAAUAAAGAGUUGAUCUGCAUGUCAGAACUGAAUUUCAAGUUAUUGUUCAGUAAUUUUUAAGGAAAAAUGCAUAGUUUCUUAGUUAAAAAAAUUAAUGUCCACAUUUUCAGUUUACAAAUUACAAUGACUUCUCCAUCUUGUUCACCUAGGAGAUCUUAGUCCCAGAUGUUUGCAUGGAAGUGCUAAUACUAUUCAGUCAACAUCUGGAUAUGAUUCUGAAGAAAGGAAACUUGAAACACUGAAAGAAAUGUUCCCAGACAACAAUGAUGAAGAAAUUUAUCAGGCUCUCAGACAAGCUCACUUUGAAGUACGAGGGGCUGUCAACAACCUUUUAUUUGGUUUAAGAGGUAUGCCUCUUUCUGUACCUGAGUGUCUGCCUAAUUGGGUUGCUUCAUUGGGUUAAUUAAUUGUUGCUGGGUAUGUGCCACUGGCCUCUCAGUACCCCCACCCCACGAUAGAUUGGGAGGCAAAGGAAAGACCCUCGGCAUCUUUAAGCCGUUUUUGGGCAAGACCAGAAUGUUGCGGCCCCCGUUUAUUAAAUCUUGAAGUGAUGCAUUGCUCAGGACAACUUUUUUUAAUACCAGUCAGAAUUUUCCUAUUGCCAAAAUCCUGAAAACCUGCAAACCCAUUGUAGUAAUCCUGACAAUGCCACACCAUUAUCAUCAAUCCAUUCAUAAUAAUGGAACCCAACAUUUUAAUGAUUUUUUAAUUUUGUUUUGUUUACACAGCAACUAACGAUGAGAGUAUGUCAAGUGAUGAAGAUCAGUGGAAUGCCCCUUUGGCAUCCUCAGCCAUAGUAAAAGCUGAGGAUGCUUUAUCCUCUAUAAACAGUUUUACUACACAAGCGGUGAAACGAUUUGGUUGUGAGAUUGAUUUAGAAGUAGACAGGGAAAAUGACCUUCUAAAGCAAAUGCUGCGGAAAUAUAAAAAUCCCGGGUUUGAUGUAACUCGGCCACUGUGUGUUGAAUUUGUUGGUGAAGCAGGAGUUCAUGCAGGUGGUGUAACGAGAGAGUUUUUUCACUUGUUAAUGGAAAGGUUGAAAAAGCAAGGGGUUUAA